ACAAUUUACCAGCAAUCGAAGUAGUCAUUCGCUAGCGAACAGUGAAGCAGUGAAAACCUUCUCGCGGAUUUCGGAAGAUAGUCGGAGUGCUUUUUUUUGGAAAACUGUCUUCGGUGGAAAAGUUUCCCAAAGGAAUAAUUAGCAGUGAGAAUUUUCUUUGUUUCGUAAUAACGCGCGCGCGAUUCUUGCGGGUACUGCAGGAAUAUUUCCCUAUUGGAAUUUUCGAAACGAGUUUGUGCUUCGAAUGCGCAGGAAAGGUGCUUAGUGAAGUAUUUAUCAAACUUUAGUGCGAUUUAAAGUGUGACCAAAUAGUUCAGCUUUCGGCAAGUGUUGAAUAAAGCAAAGCAGAGGAAAAUGAGGCCCCCAUCGCACUUUGGUAACGACAUUACCAAUACCGCGUCCAACGACGGAAACAACAAUAACAACAACAGCAACAACAACGGAAGUGGAGAUGACAAUAACAAUAACAACAGUAGCACAAUUGUGGCCCGUCUGACAGAGAUGGGAGCAACGAUGAUGUUUCCCAAGACCGCCGGACGCGGAAUCAUACGGGUCGUGGAGCGAUGCGAUGACGCCAAAGAGAACAAUAAUUUAGAUCUCUCUGAGUGUGAACUGAUUCAGGUUCCGGACGCAGUUUACCAUCUUAUGAGACACACUGAACUGAAAACCUGUGAUCUUAGCGGUAAUGUCAUCACGAAAAUUUCGCCCAAGUUUGCCAUCAAGUUCAGUUUGAUCACAGAUCUCAACCUGUCGCACAACCAGUUGGCCAAACUGCCGGACGAGCUGGCCGAUCUGCAUUCGCUGGAGAUGCUCGAUAUCUCGUACAACUCCUUCAUCACGCUACCUGCCGUCGUGUUCAAGAUGCCCAAGCUGCGGGAACUGCGGGCCCACAACAAUGCCAUCAUCGACAUCGAUCGGGAUGAGAUCAUCACGUCCGACUCGCUGGAGCUGGUCGAUCUGAGACACAACCCGCUGACGGCGAUGUGUCACGAACUGCUCAACAAUGCCAACGUCACCUUCCGGAUCCAGCUGUCCGAGCGGGAAAAGGAAGAUUGGGAAGAUCUGACAAUCUGAGAGCUGGCUUUCCCUAGCAAGCCGUUAGCAACCCUGCCCGGUUUCACAGCCAGUUAGCCCAGUAGGUAUUUAAGAGUAUUCAGUUAACAGUUUUGUUUAUUAGUUUCUUUUGUAUACAUUCUACGAAGAUCGUACCAGAAAUCUUUCUAGAGUUAAGGACAAACUAUUCUCAGAACAAAUCCUACUUGUAUGCAUAGACUCGCUCAAAAGUUACUUAAUUUAGUGAGAUUUGAGAGUUUAUCGUUAAGUGAUGUACCAAAAGUGUCGAGUGGCGAUUUCUGCCGUGAGGAAUUGACACCAUAAUUGUAUAAAGGAAAGCAAUUGUAUUUAGCGACUGUAAAAACAAACACUAACCCGUACUGUAUUAUACAUCUAUGAGUGAAAAAAUAAUGGUGUGACAAAGCAAGGCUUGUGUACGUAACAGGAAACAAAAAAAUCAAUGAUGAAUGAGGAAAAUUUUUGAUCUAGUCAUUCGGAAUGAGGCAUACAAGGGAAAUGGUGGAAAUUGAAAUGAUCAAAAUUUUUGUCGCAUACAGGGAAAAAGGAAACGUGUCACAGUUUUGCAUAAUUUAUGAAUUAACGUGAGUGAUAUUACUUGUUAGUUAAGUAAGUUUACUGAUUCGGAUUCGGAAGGGCAACCAUUAUAAGAAGUGUGUGUGUUUACCGAUAGGACAAAUUGUGAUGUGCAAUAGCAAUAUCGAAUGCUAGUUUUGGACGAAAAUUUCCCUACAGAACGAUGAAUAAAACAUACGUUGAUGGAA
Messenger RNA from Ochlerotatus camptorhynchus, 1835 nucleotides. RefSeq names its product sclp (gene Sclp). The record is from RefSeq and is a predicted model, not a curated record. Gene Ontology annotation, molecular function: protein binding. Bases 355 to 1074 code for a protein of 239 amino acids. Lineage: Eukaryota; Metazoa; Arthropoda; Insecta; Diptera; Culicidae. The transcript has 3 exons.